AGUUCUAUAGUAGGGAAACAGAGGAAGCUGAUGGACGUCAGCGGUCUCCUAUGCGCCUGCGUGAAGAAUAGACUUCGCGCGUUUUGCGUUGGAUCGAUUGUAAACCUGUCAAAUCUGUCAGUUAAAAGGUAUCAUGUUUUUGAUAUUCCACAUCACAUCAUUUUGAAGACCGCAGAGACCAAGUUUAUUACGCUAACGUAAAAUCUGUUCCUCGGAAGGAAGAAUGGCACCGAUUCAGGACACACAGCUGGAGAAAGUCAUUGAUGAGGUGUUAAAGAGUGGGGAUGUCCAAGCACUGGAUGCAUUCUUGCAAUGGAAUAUAGUGGAAGGAACCUCCAUAAAAUGUUCCCAACAGUUUCUCACCAAAUUAGAUAAACUUGUCUGCAAGAGUCUAGAUACAAAAGAUUCCAGGUCAGCACAUUUGGGUCUUGCUAUCCUCUGCAAGUGUGGGAAGAACCUAAAACUACCACGUGAUUGUCAAGGGCUGCCAGGAUUAAUAGAUCAAGGCCUGCUCAAAAAGAUGGUGCAGUGGUUUGAGAAGUGCAGGAAGCUGUGGAUCCAGUGUGGCCCUCAGUGGGAUGAGAACUUGUUCAACCUUUCAGAGGACUUCUUUGAUGUCUUGAUGGUGGUUCAUGACUCGUGCAAAGCAGGAGCAUGCAAGAUCACAGAGUCCUUCCUGUAUCGUGUUGGUCAAUUAGCAGUAGACCCCAGAAUCUACAUCCUGAUCCAAAAAGAGGCUAUUCGUAAAUUUAACCUAAUUCUGGACAAAAUCCCUGUGGAGCUCACCAAAAACACGAAGAUCCUAACAUCACAGGAGGCCUCAGAUAUCAUGGUCAAGCUGGCUCGUCAGAUAUUGGAGGGUAGUGAUUACGACUUCCAGACAGCCCAGAUGGAGGCAUUGUGCAGAAUGGUCACUCCUGACCAGAGGAAGGAGCUGGCAGAUCACUGGUUCAGCAUGGAGCAUGUGGCCAGUGCCUUUGUCAAGAUCCGUGAUUCUGAGUUUGAGACGGAUUGUCGUAAGUUUCUGAACAUGGUGAAUGGGAUGCAGGGCGACAGGAGAAGUGUGUUUUCUUAUCCUUGUUUGGAGGUUUAUCUGGACAAGUAUGAGCUGCUGAUACCCUCUGAUGAGAAGCUGGAAGAAUUUUGGAUUGAUUUCAACCUUGGCAGUCGCAGCAUCUCCUUUUACUUCUCUUUGGCUGAUGAUGAAGCUGAGGAAAGUCAGUGGGAAACAAUAUGUAUCACUGAGGAUGAAGUCCAAAGCUACACUGUCACAGAGGAGGGCAAGAGGCACGUUUUGCGGUUAAAGUUGUCAGAGAUGGUGGUCGUGGGUGCGGUGGAAGGAUCCAGUCUUACCAUCCACUUCAGCUCCUCCCUGGACAUCCUGCGGGCUGCUCGUAGUGUCUAUGGACACAGCAAAAACAAAGGCUUUGUGGGAAAGACAGGCACAUCUGUAGUGGAGACAACAGUUAGAAUUAUAAUGGAAGAUAGCAGCUCUCAGGUCGUUCCAGAGAGUCAGCUGCCCCCUGGAGAAAGUGAGACAAUUACUGCCUCAUCUGCCCCUGUCCAGAUGGUGACCCCAGCCACGAAGAGGAUUUCAGAGUCUUCCACCGCCAUCAGCAGCAGUGCGGGAAGAAGAGUGUGUGGUGCCAGGACCUUCUCUGCUGUUAUGCCAUCAGACACUCCAGCCAAAGGGAGAGGGAAGCCAUCUCUGGAGAUGGUCCGUUCAUGUGAUAGGAAGGCUGAACUUUACUUGGGAGAGCCAACCAAGAGUGUGAAGACAUCCAGUUAUGGCACAACACCUACCAGCACAACAGCAUGUGUCAUGAUGGGGCAGAGUGAUACAUCUCUACAGAGUGCGACUUCCAAACAGGCCAGUAAGAAUAAGAACAUUACAGAGGGAAAAGCUGUAGAUGUGGUUCUAGCUGGACAGGGAGAAGAACACUCUCUCGAGCAAGGUUUUGUGCCUGACACCCAACCCAGAAGUGGAAGAAACACCACUUUAAACUGGAACAAGCUGUCAGUGUCUGAAAUGCUCAUGAUGCCCACUCAGAAAAUCAGUUCUCGACCCGAGCCUUGUUCCUCAGCACAUAGAUUAUCAGUUCCAGUUAUUGGCCCAAACAACCAAAAGCAACUCCAUACUGUACUCACUCAGCGCCUACAACAGGUCCUCAAUGAGAGGAGCCAAGAUCCUGCACCUCAGGAGCCAGCUGUACCCCAGAGAAAAAUGUCUGAUGUCAGAGAGGAGUCUAAAGACAGAGGCUCCACAGAGCAGCAGUUCCAUAGAAAUGGCCUGGCCAAAGCGAAGAGCAAAGGCCAGGUGUCACUGGAUGUGGAUUCUGCUCCAGUGAACGCACCAACCACUGCUUUCACAAACAAAGCUCGGAAGGAGGCAGUACCACCCAGCAUUAAGGCUGAAGCUAACAGGACCCUUUCAAGCAAACAGAAGAGAGAUGCAGAGAUUGCAGGCAGCAUGGUGAAGCUCAUCUCUAGCCGUUAUGAGUCCACAGCCAAAGUUGCUGUAGAAAAUGCCGGUCAAAGCUGGAAUCGUCCUUUUCUCAACAGACCGAUCUUCAAUAUGAGCUGGUUACCAGCUGGUAAAAGAGAAGUGUCUGAAGCUGAAAUCCUAAAGAAAUCCCGCAAGAAAACUACAGCAACCUCUACAAGGCAGAAAAAAGAUGUUUUUACAUUCAGCCCUGAUGCACCAUUGAGUACUGAGGUAAAUAUUACUAGUGUUAGUUAUUUUAUAUCUUCUAUAACUUGUACCUUGGUAUCCAGUGUAGUGUUUGAAGUCUGUUUUAUUGCACUUUAGGGAAAGAACAAAACCUUUAUGAAUGCUUCUGGCAUAUCAAGCAGUGGUAUCUGUUACUCCUCAGAACUCCACAGCACAACCAAGAAAGAACAACCUGUGACAAAAGAGAAGCGCCAUGUGAAGAAGCAUCUGUUCAGUGACACGGACACAGACUAUGCCACGACAGAUGUCAGCUGGCUGAGGGAGUCAAGCAGGAAACCCAAACCUAAAGUUAUCAAAUACCCCAAGCCCAUCAAACCUAAACCUGCAUCACCUUGUACUUCAUAUGGAUCCCCAGACUUACCCCCAUCCUCUCAAAAACCUGAAAAGUGUGAAAGCAAACCUAAGAAGAGGAAGACGAAUGUGAAGGAGGGAGUGGAGCAGCCAAAGAAAAGAGUGAAGCCUGCAGCGGCACCUACAGCAGACAGGAGGCCCCAGAGAGCUGCAGCCAUCUCUACCAAGAGCUACAAGGAGCCAGACACCGAUGACAGCCAGUCAGAAUCAGAGAUGCCUUCUGUUUCCAAGCACACCCCCAUAGAUCAUUUGGAGAAUGCUGAGAAAAAACAUGAGGUUGCUCAAGUGAAGAGCAAAAAGACUGCCAGCAAACAACCAACCAAAAACUAUACGAAGCCUGAGAACAAUGAUAUCCAGUCAGAGUCGGUGUCAGAGCUGUCACCCCCUUCCAAGAAAUGCUUUGUGAGACAAAGACAUAAGAAUACCUGUUCAGAGGUUCCAAAGGGAAAGAAGAGAAAACACACCUCCUCUGAGCAAUCCACUGAUUCCUAUAGGAGAGUGGACAUCAACAGCCAGUCAGCUCUGAAAAAGCCUUCUGGUCUCAAGCAACAGAGACCCGAGAAUGUUGAUCCGGAAAUUUCGAAGUUAAAGAAGACAAAUGUCUCCCUUGUUCAAGAGCAGACAAAUGCACUGAAGAAUUCCUGGGCUGCCCGCCAGGCCUCUUUUUCUCCAUCCCCUAUUUUCAGUGAGAGGAUGAGAUCUGCUGAGAGGUCAGAUCCAACCUUGGGUUUAAGCUGCUCCCCUCUCCUCACCCCGUUGGGAUCCCCACUCCCUGCCUCCCCCGACCUUGCCUGCCAGGACACCCCCUCGCCAAUCCUGCUGCUACCCAAACCUUGCUCUACAGUCAACAAUAAAGGAAACUUCAAGCCCUCAUCCGUCUAUAGUGCAGAAAAGAAGCACGGCUCAUCCAAGACUCAAUCCACCGAGUCUGUCAUCUCUCUCCCUUCCCUGACCCCUGUAGGUCAAACUCCCACUGGACCUCGUGCAGCGCAGAUGAGCCCAGUCCAGCAGAGCCGAACCUCACCACCGCCAUCUCGUUUGCCCACUCUGCCUCUGUUGACAAUGCUUGAGCUGGACAAGCCGUCUAUGCCCUCUCCUCCUGAAUCGCCAUUCCCUGAAGACAGCUUCACCCAUGGCUGCCACUAUGAUUUUAGAAAAAUGUGUUCAGAAUCCCAGGUUUCAUUGAGCCUGUCAUCCACUCAGUCAUCAGUACUCAGUAGUAGAGCUGAGGACAGCCCCACUGCUGUCCUGGCUAUCAAAAAAGAGAAAUCUCCACCUUCAAGCUGGGACCUUAAGCCACAGCUUCAUGUCUCAGGACCCAGUCUCAAGCGCUGUGUGUCCUCAUCCCAUAAGUGUGAAGGAGAACAGAAGGAAGAGAGGAAGAAAAGCAAGAUGAGAGAGCAGCAUUCUCCUCGAAUGAAGCCAAGAAAGUUGUUUAAGUCCUUCGCUGAGGUGUCUGCUGAGAGUGAGGUGAUCCAAGUGAUGUCUUCAUCCGACAUGGUGAGCUCUAGUCACUGGGAGGCUGAAGUUGGGGAUGAGGACGUGGACAAGAAUUUGGAGUUGCCAAAAGCUGAUGUAAACCCAAGUCACCUCUGCCAGCAGUUCAGCUCUGAGCUGAAGAAAGUUAAGGACCGUUCUAAGAUGAUGGAGGUUUACAGCAAGCAGUCUUUGAAGACCGUCCAGCAACACUUCUCCUCCUUCAACAUGCAAGUUACCAAAUACAGGAGUCAGAGGCGUAAGAAGGUUCAGGAGGUCCUCUUGGAAGAGAUUCACAAAUUGGAGCAGGAUGACACUACGCUGAAAAGCAUGGAGAAAGACCUGGCUAUGUACUGGAAAAAGCAGAGCAUGGCGUUCCAUUCUUACAAGGAGCUGGAAAACAGGAGAAACGAGUCCGUGGCGAAAGCGCUUCAGAGUAAUGUGUGUCACAGCUUGGAGUAUGAGGAGAGACUGUUCACGUCCCAGAUGGGCCUGGUGAGAAAAGAUAUGAAGUCAUUCCAGGACAGACUCCUCUGUCAGAUGCAAGAGGUGGAGAUCCUGAGUGUGAAGAGAGGUCUGCAUGCUCUGUUUUUCCCCUGAUGGAGGUUUUCACUCUUUCCACUAUAAACAAGGUUGUGUAUUUUACCACACAGUGCACACUGUGCGGUGUACCUCAGUUGUGCUGAUUUCAUUUCCAAGCGUUUGCCUGAAGUGUUGAUUUUUCUGGUUCUGUCUUUAUUGAAUGUGGAUGUGUUUGGUUUAUGCUGACCUGCAUGUGUUGUUGCUGUAGGUUUGUGUUUAUUAGAAAUGUCCUGUUAUUCUUAUAUGUGUUAACUGUUGAAAUUUAUACAUUCAGUCUUUUCUUAGUGUUCUUUGGAAGUAAGGAAAAAUAAGCUGCUUUUCCAUGUCUUCAA
Scatophagus argus is the source of this 5472-nucleotide messenger RNA. Its product is annotated as synaptonemal complex protein 2-like. The transcript has 46 exons. NCBI's taxonomy places the organism in Eukaryota, Metazoa, Chordata, Actinopteri, Scatophagidae. The record is from RefSeq and is a predicted model, not a curated record.